AUGCAGCUCCUCCACCACUGCAACUGCACUUACGACACGCCCAUCUCGUACAGUCCUUUCGUUUUCUCUCAGAAUAUCUCUUGCUCAAACUGCGGCACAAUAUCUACAGGUAUCAACGUCCAGGGGAAAGCAGCAGAAGACGCAAACAUGCAGCAAGAUGAGCUUACCCGGUUGUUUUCAGCCAAUAUGAACUUGUCGCAAGGAAACGUACAGCCCAUGCAACCACGGAUGCACCAAGAGCAACAAAUGCAGCAGCAAGAGCAAGAGCAAGAAGAGACCCCGAAGCAGAUCGUCUACGCUUCCCAACACUACACCCAUUCAUACCACGUACCUACUCGCAGUUCCUCCGAGCCGGCCUUGAAGACGCACAUCGACUCGUCGGAUCUCGCGGCUGUACUCCUAAGGAACAGCAUCGACCCCACUCUUCUGUUCCCUUCACAGAUCGAGCUCUUCCAAAAUGCGGAUGAUGAUCAACGGCUCCGUCUCCUGGAGCUUUGGCGUAUAUCUCCUCCAUCAGGGCGUCAAGGCCACCCAGCAGGCGUAGACUACAACAUGUCUAGACAGCUUUACGACUGGCCGCCCACCAGCCUAGCACAGGAGGAGGCAAUGGCGAAGUUGAGAUACGAGAAGCAGCAGGCAGAGUCGGCGCAACAAGAGGCUAUUCAGCAGCACCAGCAGCAUCUGGAACAGAGCAUGUCUGCAGCAGCUGAACCCUAUAUGGCGUCGGGAUAUGAGAUGAUGGCUAGGCGCGAGUAUGAACAGUCGGCGCGAGCUGAGAAAGAAUCGAACAAGUACAACCAGGCCACCGACCCGGUCUACAACAACACAGGGAGCAAUGGGCUCUGGCAGAAGAACGCGAGUAGCGUCGCGGAUAUGGAGAACACUUACGGGGCGUAUGCAUAUGCGCGAGAAUAUGGACUGCACGGCGGAUAUGGCGAUGAGGAGAUGGUCAUGUAA
Messenger RNA from Alternaria postmessia, 957 nucleotides. RefSeq lists its product as uncharacterized. Lineage: Eukaryota; Fungi; Ascomycota; Dothideomycetes; Pleosporales; Pleosporaceae. The transcript is spliced from 2 exons. The coding region runs from base 1 to 957 and encodes 318 amino acids. The record is from RefSeq and is a predicted model, not a curated record.